AUGUCAUAAGAUAAUUAUUAUAAAUUAUGUGACAAUAUCAAUAAAUAAUAUAUUAUAGAACAACAAAAAUAAUUGUUUUUUCAUUAGAUAAAUCAAUUAAGAACUAAUAAUUACCAAUUAGUUUAAGAAAUCAAAGAUUUAUAAAAUGUAGCAUUCGAAUAUAAUCAACAUCUUUAAACUAAAGAUACAGAAAUCACUUAAUUAAAAUUAAUCAUAAAUUAAUAGAAGCAAUUAAUUAGAAAAACAGAAGACACGAUAUAACGAUAUAACAAUUAAAAUAAUAAAUUUUAGAUUUUGUGUACAAUAUUUUUGAAAAAGAAGAAACUAUGUAUAAUUUUUUAUUUAUUUAUUUCUAAGUGUUGAAUUAGGUGAACAUCUCUAAAAAUUAAAACUUAAAAAACAGCAAUUAGACUUAUAACUUUAAGAAAGUAGAAAUCAUGUCAAUUUCUAAAAGCAUUUUAUUUUUCUAUAAAUUAUUUAGACAACAAAUUAACAGUUUAUUGUUAAAUUCUACUUAAACUAAUCUUCAAGAUAUAAUAAUUCAAAUUGAAAAUGAAUAAAAUAAACAUUUACAAUUAGAAAUGUAAUCUAUUUAAUUUUAUUAGUUAACUAUUACAGAAGAGUUAAGAUUAAUUACUUUUAGAAUAAGAACAAUCAGAACUAAAAGAAAAUCAAAAAAUAGAAAAAUUCAAAAAUGACUCUUUACAAUUUAAACAAAAUCUUGUUGAAUUAUAAUUCUUAAAAGAUUCUUUAAAUCGGAAUACUUAAGAAAUGUUAUAUCAAGAUGAACUGAUUAAAAAAAGUUAAUUGACCAUUUCAUAUUUAGAAAAAAAUAUAUCCAAUCUAAAAAAUAAAUAUGCGCAAUUUUAAAAAAAUUUGAUAACAUAAAACAUAAGAUUUAAUGCUUUUGUAAGAAAAUGA
Paramecium sonneborni is the source of this 921-nucleotide messenger RNA. NCBI's taxonomy places the organism in Eukaryota, Ciliophora, Oligohymenophorea, Peniculida, Parameciidae. The record is from the annotation of a GenBank genome assembly.